AUGCCUUUUCUGCAGAUGUUCCACAACGAUUUCGGUCACUUCAUGGGCCACGUGAAGGCCAAGGCAGGCAUACGAAGGGAGAGAACACCGUUUGUGCUGACCAAAGAUUUCAUGAACGCCGUAACAGGGGGCGAUGCCGGACACAAGGAGAAAGUUACAGAAUUAAUGCUUAUGUGCUUCGAAUUGUUCAUGACGAUUCGUCGGAACGGUACGUUAUUCCUGACGCUCCUGAACUUGAUGUCGCAUUGUAACCUACCGGAACUGAACUGCCAGGAGGAUAUAACCUACUGUCGAGCAAGACUCGGCAUGGACAAACCAGAUCACGAGGUCGCGAAACAGUUCUUCCUGGACCUCUACAGCUCGUACAAGAAACAAUGGACCGUCAACCUGAACUUCUUUUUCCACAGGAUAAACAAAGCUGUGAACAUGAAAUCUCCUAGUCAGGAAUGUUUAAGGUCCAAUCAAUCACGGUCAACUUCCGCGUCACACAUUCUGCGAACACUGCAUAGGUCGAUUAAACAUGAUUGGAAUACAGUUUGUUUGAACACCAACGUUGUGAUCGGUCGUCGUCGAUUUUUGAUUUACCAUUAA
Messenger RNA from Mya arenaria, 591 nucleotides. Its product is annotated as phosphatidylinositol 4,5-bisphosphate 3-kinase catalytic subunit beta isoform-like. NCBI's taxonomy places the organism in Eukaryota, Metazoa, Mollusca, Bivalvia, Myida, Myidae. Bases 1 to 591 code for a protein of 196 amino acids. The record is from RefSeq and is a predicted model, not a curated record. Gene Ontology annotation, cellular component: phosphatidylinositol 3-kinase complex, class IB; plasma membrane; cytoplasm. The transcript is spliced from 2 exons. Gene Ontology annotation, biological process: cell migration; phosphatidylinositol-mediated signaling; phosphatidylinositol-3-phosphate biosynthetic process. Gene Ontology annotation, molecular function: 1-phosphatidylinositol-4-phosphate 3-kinase activity; 1-phosphatidylinositol-3-kinase activity.